AUGUCUGCCAUUAGGACCGCCCCAAGGAUCGCGCGCCCAGCGUUACGGCAUCAAUGUAGACGAACAUUCGCGCAGACAGCGCGUCGCCGCGCUGAGGGCGUAAAGCCGGAAACACCUGCUGGCGCUGGCGGAGCUUCUGGAGCAAUCGCAGGUGGUGUCGCUGGCGGCCUGGCAGCAGUGGCAAUAGGUUAUUCCUGGUAUCACUUCUCUGGUGCCAAGACUGCUGUCCAGAGCUAUUCAUCAGCAAAGAAGUACGUGAACGACACACUCAAGAAGACUCAAGAGAAAGCUCCUGCUCCCAAUGAGGCUAUCCAAUGGCUACGAGGAACGGCAAACAGCUAUGCUGGACUCAUUCCAGGCGCAAAACAAUAUGUUGAUGGUACCUUUGACGAGCUCGAGAAGAUCUCGCAGGACCACAAGGACGAAGUCAACAAGAUCGUCCAGAACGCCUACAAGCAGCUCGCCGAUAUCACCAAGAAGGAAGGCGCUAGUGUGGCCGGAGUUGUUCAGGCGUGGCAAGUCUUACAGUCAGCUGCAAAGGAUGUCGGUGCUCUGGCCAAGGACGUCGGAUCGGACGUCAUGCAGAGGCAUCCCGAAGUCCAAGAGCAGUUCGGUGGCAAGUUCAACGAGCUCAAGCGAAUGGGCGAUCAGUAUGGUCCAGAGGCAAAGAAGAAGGUUGACGAGACCUGGAACCAGGUCCAGGAUGCUGUGAAGGGUGGCGUUGGUAUUGGCUCGAUCGACCAGAUCCGAAGGAUCAUCGAGGAGAAGAUUCAAGAUGUGCGCAAAUUGGGCGAUCAAGCUUGGGACAAGGGUCUGGAGCAAGCCAAGCCUUAUCUCGACAAGGCUCCUAAGGUCAAGGAGUUCGUCGAGCAGAACAAGGACAAGCUCAAGAACUCCAACCUCAACGAUCUCUGGAAUCAGGUCCGCCAGGCAGCAGAGUCGGGAGACACAAAGGAUCUGGAGAAGUUUGCGAAGGAGAAGGCUAACCAAGCCAGCCAGAGUGUGGGUGGUGGCAGUCUUGAGAAAUAUUUCCAGAUGAUCCCCAACGCUGGUGAUAUUGGUUCGAAGUUCCAGCAGCUGAAGGAGGUCGGCGACAAGCACGGCGAUCGGGCAGAAGCGCUCUUGAAGGAGGCUUUCGAGGACAUCAAGAAGGUGCUGGAGCAGAAGCUCGACGAGGGCAAGAAGAUUGCAGACGACGCGAAGAAAGAUGCGAAGUAA
Cyphellophora attinorum is the source of this 1218-nucleotide messenger RNA. RefSeq lists its product as uncharacterized. The transcript has 2 exons. NCBI's taxonomy places the organism in Eukaryota, Fungi, Ascomycota, Eurotiomycetes, Chaetothyriales, Cyphellophoraceae. Bases 1 to 1218 code for a protein of 405 amino acids. The record is from RefSeq and is a predicted model, not a curated record.